GGUAGAGGGGGGGAAGGAUGGGAGGGGCAUGGAAGGGAAGGGAAGGGAGGGAAGGGGGGGAAGGGGGGGGGGGGGGGAAAGGGGAAAGGGGGUCUAGCCUGCGAGCAAGGUCUCUUGCUGCCGGGAUUGGGGGAGGGUUGGGUGGGGUGGGGCAGUGAGAGACCUUGCUCGCAGGCUAGACCCGGGGAGGGUUUUGCUGCUCAGAGCAAUCUUUUUUUCGUCUUGCGUUUUUGAGGUUCUUGACAAAAAUAAGUAUACUUAGAGAGGGUCGUGUUCACGUAAGAAAAGAACGGAAAAUGACGUGGGUGAAGAACGAGCAAAAUUGAUGAUUACACUUGUCAUUACUUGGGAUCAACUUUCCAACACUUUGAGUAUUCUCUUUUCUUUUUAAAAUGCAGUGGAUAAACAGACCAUGAAGUUUCAAACUGCACUUCGUCUGAAGUUGGAGAAUUUUAUUCAUUGGUUAUGGACCUUGGGACAUUUAGCAGACCGAUUAUAAGACUGGAUUGAAAAUAGCUUGAGCUAACCUUGCCUCCGAAAGAUACACGAUCUGAUGGAAUUUCUAAACGUCAAUGAACAAUUUUGUUUUUUUCAUCUUGUCAAGACUCUUGGGUCAAGUUCGAAACUGAUGGAGAUCUCCUGGAAACGUCGCCUUAGUAGUCCUGGGACUGUUUUGAUGUCUCAAGUUAGAGGAUUGUAAGUAAUAUGUUUCAUUGUCGUAUGUUUCAUUUACAGUGCUGCUUGCAGAUAUCCUAUUGCAGUUAGGCUACCGGAUCGACUAGGCUAGUUGCCCAGUUAGAGAAGAAGGCUUUUCUUGUUUUCGAAGGGUCACAUUCCUGGCUUCAAAUCUAUUAAAACCUUGGCGUUUUCCAUUAACAAGAUCAAAAUCUAUUUGUUGCAGAAAACUCUUGUGAGUUUAACAUGCACAUUCUCCAUACUCAUUUCUUUACCGUUCAUUUGGUAAUAAGGAGGAGAAUUUGAUUAGAAAUCACAAUGUUUUUUCCCGCUGCUGAGCAGUUUUCCUCUAUUUUCAGCCUUUUAUGAUUGAUACUGAUCACUAACAAAUAGGAUAUAUAGGGGGAAAGUAAAUCGUCACGGAUCACUAUUAGGCGUAAAGGUACCUAAUCGAAAGAGCCAACUGUUUCUUGUGAUCACAACUGAAAACAAACGCAGCGACAGACAUUUCAAAUAUUUCAUUAUUGUACAAAACUUCCAGCAAAAAGGUAGAGGCGUUAGUGUUUUUUUUAAUGCACGUAAAGAUCUUUCCCAAAGCCGAGAAGGCUACAGUUUCCAUUACGUUUGGCGAACUUUGGUUUGUUUUGGUUCUUGGACCUCUGGACCUCUGGACCUCUGGGCCAAAGGUUCAUGACAUCAUUAUUUUCAAGAGCCAAUGAGGGGCGAGAAUUUGAUUUGCACAUGAAUAACAUACUAAAAACCAUUGAAUUUUUAACCGAGCCGGGAUAGCGCAAUUGGCAUAGAACUGAAUAGGUAACUAAUUGGCAAACAAAGAGGUGACAAAGAGGUGACGGGUUCGAGUCCCGCCUGAUUAGCAUAAAAAAAAAAAAAAAAAAAAAAGGCGCGGCUUGGAUCUGGGAGGGCUUGGGGCGAGGAAAGGGAGGAAAAAAGGCCUUGGGAAGGGUAUGGGAAGCGGGAGUUGGUACACCACCGGCCGGGGGCGGGCUGGGGGGGUAGGUAGAUAGGUAGAUAGGUAGAUAGGUAGAUAGUUAGAUAGUUAGAUAGGUAGAUAGUUAGAUAGGUAGAUAGGUAGAGGGGUAGGUAGAGGGGGUAGAUAGAUAGGUAGAUAGGUAGAGGGGGGAAGGAUGGGAGGGGGCAUGGAAGGAAGGGAAGGGAAGGGAAGGGGGGGAAAGGGGAAAGGGGGGAAAGGGGGGAAGGGGGGUCUAGCCUGCGAGCAAGGUCUCUUGCUGCCGGGAUUGGGGGGAGGGUUGGGUGGGGUGGGGCAGUGAGAGACCUUGCUCGCAGGCUAGACCCGGGGAGGGUUUUGCUGCUCAGAGCAAUCUUUUUUUCGUCUUGCGUUUUUGAGGUUCUUGACAAAAUAAGUAUACUUAGAGAGGGUCGUGUUCACGUAAGAAAAGAACGGAAAAUGACGUGGGUGAAGAACGAGCAAAAUUGAUGAUUACACUUGUCAUUACUUGGGAUCAACUUUCCAACACUUUGAGUAUUCUCUUUUCUUUUUAAAAUGCAGUGGAUAAACAGACCAUGAAGUUUCAAACUGCACUUCGUCUGAAGUUGGAGAAUUUUAUUCAUUGGUUAUGGACCUUGGGACAUUUAGCAGACCGAUUAUAAGACUGGAUUGAAAAUAGCUUGAGCUAACCUUGCCUCCGAAAGAUACACGAUCUGAUGGAAUUUCUAAACGUCAAUGAACAAUUUUUGUUUUUUCAUCUUGUCAAGACUCUUGGGUCAAGUUCGAAACUGAUGGAGAUCUCCUGGAAACGUCGCCUUAGUAGUCCUGGGACUGUUUUGAUGUCUCAAGUUAGAGGAUUGUAAGUAAUAUGUUUCAUUGUCGUAUGUUUCAUUUACAGUGCUGCUUGCAGAUAUCCUAUUGCAGUUAGGCUACCGGAUCGACUAGGCUAGUUGCCCAGUUAGAGAAGAAGGCUUUUCUUGUUUUCGAAGGGUCACAUUCCUGGCUUCAAAUCUAUUAAAACCUUGGCGUUUUCCAUUAACAAGAUCAAAAUCUAUUUGUUGCAGAAAACUCUUGUGAGUUUAACAUGCACAUUCUCCAUACUCAUUUCUUUACCGUUCAUUUGGUAAUAAGGAGGAGAAUUUGAUUAGAAAUCACAAUGUUUUUUCCCGCUGCUGAGCAGUUUUCCUCUAUUUUCAGCCUUUUAUGAUUGAUACUGAUCACUAACAAAUAGGAUAUAUAGGGGGAAAGUAAAUCGUCACGGAUCACUAUUAGGCGUAAAGGUACCUAAUCGAAAGAGCAAACUGUUUCUUGUGAUCACAACUGAAAACAAACGCAGCGACAGACAUUUCAAAUAUUUCAUUAUUGUACAAAACUUCCAGCAAAAAGGUAGAGGCGUUAGUGUUUUUUUUUUUAAUGCACGUAAAGAUCUUUCCCAAAGCCGAGAAGGCUACAAUUUCCAUUACGUUUGGCGAACUUUGGUUUGUUUUGGUUCUUGGACCUCUGGACCUCUGGACCUCUGGGCCAAAGGUUCAUGACAUCAUUAUUUUCAAGAGCCAAUGAGGGGCGAGAAUUUGAUUUGCACAUGAAUAACAUACUAAAAAACCAUUGAAUUUUUAACCGAGCCGGGAUAGCGCAAUUGGCAUAGAACUGAAUAGGUAACUAAUUGGCAAACAAAGAGGUGACAAAGAGGUGACGGGUUCGAGUCCCGCCUGAUUAGCAUAAAAAAAAAAAAAAAAAAAAAAAAAAGGCGCGGCUUGGAUCUGGGAGGGCUUGGGGCGAGGAAAGGGAGGAAAAAGGCCUUGGGAAGGGUAUGGGAAGAAGGGGAGUUGGUACACCGGCCCGGGGGCGGGGCUGGGGGGGGUAGGUAGAUAGGUAGAUAGGUAGAUAGGUAGAUAGUUAGAUAGUUAGAUAGGUAGAUAGUUAGAUAGGUAGAUAGGUAGAGGGGUAGGUAGAGGGGGGUAGAUAGAUAGGGAGAUAGGUAGAGGGGGGAAGGAUGGGAGGGGGCAGGGAAGGGAAGGGAAGGGAAGGGAAGGGAGGGGGAAAGGGGGGAAAGGGGGGAAAGGGGGAAGGGGGUCUAGCCUGCGAGCAAGGUCUCUUGCUGCCGGGAUUGGGGGAGGGUUGGGUGGGGUGGGGCAGUGAGAGACCUUGCUCGCAGGCUAGACCCGGGGAGGGUUUUGCUGCUCAGAGCAAUCUUUUUUUUUUCGUCUUGCGUUUUUGAGGUUCUUGACAAAAAAAAUAAGUAUACUUAGAGAGGGUCGUGUUCACGUAAGAAAAGAACGGAAAAUGACGUGGGUGAAGAACGAGCAAAAUUGAUGAUUACACUUGUCAUUACUUGGGAUCAACUUUCCAACACUUUGAGUAUUCUCUUUUCUUUUUAAAAUGCAGUGGAUAAACAGACCAUGAAGUUUCAAACUGCACUUCGUCUGAAGUUGGAGAAUUUUAUUCAUUGGUUAUGGACCUUGGGACAUUUAGCAGACCGAUUAUAAGACUGGAUUGAAAAUAGCUUGAGCUAACCUUGCCUCCGAAAGAUACACGAUCUGAUGGAAUUUCUAAACGUCAAUGAACAAUUUUUGUUUUGUUGAUCUUGUCAAGACUCUUGGGUCAAGUUCGAAACUGAUGGAGAUCUCCUGGAAACGUCGCCUUAGUAGUCCUGGGACUGUUUUGAUGUCUCAAGUUAGAGGAUGUAAGUAAUAUGUUUCAUUGUCGUAUGUUUCAUUUACAGUGCUGCUUGCAGAUAUCCUAUUGCAGUUAGGCUACCGGAUCGACUAGGCUAGUUGCCCAGUUAGAGAAGAAGGCUUUUCUUGUUUUCGAAGGGUCACAUUCCUGGCUUCAAAUCUAUUAAAACCUUGGCGUUUUCCAUUAACAAGAUCAAAAUCUAUUUGUUGCAGAAAACUCUUGUGAGUUUAACAUGCACAUUCUCCAUACUCAUUUCUUUACCGUUCAUUUGGUAAUAAGGAGGAGAAUUUGAUUAGAAAUCACAAUGUUUUUUCCCGCUGCUGAGCAGUUUUCCUCUAUUUUCAGCCUUUUAUGAUUGAUACUGAUCACUAACAAAUAGGAUAUAUAGGGGGAAAGUAAAUCGUCACGGAUCACUAUUAGGCGUAAAGGUACCUAAUCGAAAGAGCAAACUGUUUCUUGUGAUCACAACUGAAAACAAACGCAGCGACAGACAUUUCAAAUAUUUCAUUAUUGUACAAAACUUCCAGCAAAAAGGUAGAGGCGUUAGUGUUUUUUUUUAAUGCACGUAAAGAUCUUUCCCAAAGCCGAGAAGGCUACAAUUUCCAUUACGUUUGGCGAACUUUGGUUUGUUUUGGUUCUUGGACCUCUGGACCUCUGGACCUCUGGGCCAAAGGUUCAUGACAUCAUUAUUUUCAAGAGCCAAUGAGGGGCGAGAAUUUGAUUUGCACAUGAAUAACAUACUAAAAAACCAUUGAAUUUUUAACCGAGCCGGGAUAGCGCAAUUGGCAUAGAACUGAAUAGGUAACUAAUUGGCAAACAAAGAGGUGACAAAGAGGUGACGGGUUCGAGUCCCGCCUGAUUAGCAUAAAAAAAGAAAAAAAAGAAAAAAGGCGCGGCUUGGAUCUGGGAGGGCUUGGGGCGAGGAAAGGGAGGAAAAAAGGCCUUGGGAAGGGUAUGGGAAGGGAGUUGGUACACCGGCCCGGGGGGGGCGGGGGGGGUAGGUAGAUAGGUAGAUAGGUAGAUAGGUAGAUAGUUAGAUAGUUAGAUAGGUAGAUAGUUAGAUAGGUAGAUAGGUAGAGGGGUAGGUAGUAGGGGGUAGAUAGAUAGGUAGAUAGGUAGAGGGGGAAGGAUGGGAGGGGGCAUGGAAGGGAAGGGAAGGGAAGGGAAGGGGGGGGGGGGGGGAAAGGGGGGGGGGAAAGGGAAGGGGGUCUAGCCUGCGAGCAAGGUCUCUUGCUGCCGGGAUUGGGGGAGGGUUGGGUGGGGUGGGGCAGUGAGAGACCUUGCUCGCAGGCUAGACCCGGGGAGGGUUUUGCUGCUCAGAGCAAUCUUUUUUUUCGUCUUGCGUUUUUGAGGUUCUUGACAAAAAUAAGUAUACUUAGAGAGGGUCGUGUUCACGUAAGAAAAGAACGGAAAAUGACGUGGGUGAAGAACGAGCAAAAUUGAUGAUUACACUUGUCAUUACUUGGGAUCAACUUUCCAACACUUUGAGUAUUCUCUUUUCUUUUUAAAAUGCAGUGGAUAAACAGACCAUGAAGUUUCAAACUGCACUUCGUCUGAAGUUGGAGAAUUUUAUUCAUUGGUUAUGGACCUUGGGACAUUUAGCAGACCGAUUAUAAGACUGGAUUGAAAAUAGCUUGAGCUAACCUUGCCUCCGAAAGAUACACGAUCUGAUGGAAUUUCUAAACGUCAAUGAACAAUUUUUGUUUUGUUCAUCUUGUCAAGACUCUUGGGUCAAGUUCGAAACUGAUGGAGAUCUCCUGGAAACGUCGCCUUAGUAGUCCUGGGACUGUUUUGAUGUCUCAAGUUAGAGGAUGUAAGUAAUAUGUUUCAUUGUCGUAUGUUUCAUUUACAGUGCUGCUUGCAGAUAUCCUAUUGCAGUUAGGCUACCGGAUCGACUAGGCUAGUUGCCCAGUUAGAGAAGAAGGCUUUUCUUGUUUUCGAAGGGUCACAUUCCUGGCUUCAAAUCUAUUAAAACCUUGGCGUUUUCCAUUAACAAGAUCAAAAUCUAUUUGUUGCAGAAAACUCUUGUGAGUUUAACAUGCACAUUCUCCAUACUCAUUUCUUUACCGUUCAUUUGGUAAUAAGGAGGAGAAUUUGAUUAGAAAUCACAAUGUUUUUUCCCGCUGCUGAGCAGUUUUCCUCUAUUUUCAGCCUUUUAUGAUUGAUACUGAUCACUAACAAAUAGGAUAUAUAGGGGGAAAGUAAAUCGUCACGGAUCACUAUUAGGCGUAAAGGUACCUAAUCGAAAGAGCAAACUGUUUCUUGUGAUCACAACUGAAAACAAACGCAGCGACAGACAUUUCAAAUAUUUCAUUAUUGUACAAAACUUCCAGCAAAAAGGUAGAGGCGUUAGUGUUUUUUUUUAAUGCACGUAAAGAUCUUUCCCAAAGCCGAGAAGGCUACAAUUUCCAUUACGUUUGGCGAACUUUGGUUUGUUUUGGUUCUUGGACCUCUGGACCUCUGGACCUCUGGGCCAAAGGUUCAUGACAUCAUUAUUUUCAAGAGCCAAUGAGGGGCGAGAAUUUGAUUUGCACAUGAAUAACAUACUAAAAAACCAUUGAAUUUUUAACCGAGCCGGGAUAGCGCAAUUGGCAUAGAACUGAAUAGGUAACUAAUUGGCAAACAAAGAGGUGACAAAGAGGUGACGGGUUCGAGUCCCGCCUGAUUAGCAUAAAAAAAGAAAAAAAAAAAAAAAAAAAGGCGCGGCUUGGAUCUGGGAGGGCUUGGGGCGAGGAAAGGGAGGAAAAAGGCCUUGGGAAGGGUAUGGGAAGCGGGAGUUGGUACACCGGCCCGGGGGCGGGGGGGGGGGGUAGGUAGAUAGGUAGAUAGGUAGAUAGGUAGAUAGUUAGAUAGUUAGAUAGGUAGAUAGUUAGAUAGGUAGAUAGGUAGGGGGGGUAGGUAGAGGGGGGGUAGAUAGAUAGGUAGAUAGGUAGAGGGGGGAAGGAUGGGAGGGGCAUGGAAGGGAAGGGAAGGGAAGGGAAGGGAGGGGAAAGGGGGGGGGGGAAGGGGGGGGGGAAGGGGGGGUCUAGCCUGCGAGCAAGGUCUCUUGCUGCCGGGAUUGGGGAGGGUUGGGUGGGGUGGGGCAGUGAGAGACCUUGCUCGCAGGCUAGACCCGGGGAGGGUUUUGCUGCUCAGAGCAAUCUUUUUUCGUCUUGCGUUUUGAGGUUCUUGACAAAAAUAAGUAUACUUAGAGAGGGUCGUGUUCACGUAAGAAAAGAACGGAAAAUGACGUGGGUGAAGAACGAGCAAAAUUGAUGAUUACACUUGUCAUUACUUGGGAUCAACUUUCCAACACUUUGAGUAUUCUCUUUUCUUUUUAAAAUGCAGUGGAUAAACAGACCAUGAAGUUUCAAACUGCACUUCGUCUGAAGUUGGAGAAUUUUAUUCAUUGGUUAUGGACCUUGGGACAUUUAGCAGACCGAUUAUAAGACUGGAUUGAAAAUAGCUUGAGCUAACCUUGCCUCCGAAAGAUACACGAUCUGAUGGAAUUUCUAAACGUCAAUGAACAAUUUUGUUUUUCAUCUUGUCAAGACUCUUGGGUCAAGUUCGAAACUGAUGGAGAUCUCCUGGAAACGUCGCCUUAGUAGUCCUGGGACUGUUUUGAUGUCUCAAGUUAGAGGAUUGUAAGUAAUAUGUUUCAUUGUCGUAUGUUUCAUUUACAGUGCUGCUUGCAGAUAUCCUAUUGCAGUUAGGCUACCGGAUCGACUAGGCUAGUUGCCCAGUUAGAGAAGAAGGCUUUUCUUGUUUUCGAAGGGUCACAUUCCUGGCUUCAAAUCUAUUAAAACCUUGGCGUUUUCCAUUAACAAGAUCAAAAUCUAUUUGUUGCAGAAAACUCUUGUGAGUUUAACAUGCACAUUCUCCAUACUCAUUUCUUUACCGUUCAUUUGGUAAUAAGGAGGAGAAUUUGAUUAGAAAUCACAAUGUUUUUUCCCGCUGCUGAGCAGUUUUCCUCUAUUUUCAGCCUUUUAUGAUUGAUACUGAUCACUAACAAAUAGGAUAUAUAGGGGAAAGUAAAUCGUCACGGAUCACUAUUAGGCGUAAAGGUACCUAAUCGAAAGAGCAAACUGUUUCUUGUGAUCACAACUGAAAACAAACGCAGCGACAGACAUUUCAAAUAUUUCAUUAUUGUACAAAACUUCCAGCAAAAAGGUAGAGGCGUUAGUGUUUUUUUUUUUAAUGCACGUAAAGAUCUUUCCCAAAGCCGAGAAGGCUACAAUUUCCAUUACGUUUGGCGAACUUUGGUUUGUUUUGGUUCUUGGACCUCUGGACCUCUGGACCUCUGGGCCAAAGGUUCAUGACAUCAUUAUUUUCAAGAGCCAAUGAGGGGCGAGAAUUUGAUUUGCACAUGAAUAACAUACUAAAAACCAUUGAAUUUUUAACCGAGCCGGGAUAGCGCAAUUGGCAUAGAACUGAAUAGGUAACUAAUUGGCAAACAAAGAGGUGACAAAGAGGUGACGGGUUCGAGUCCCGCCUGAUUAGCAUAAAAAAAAAAAAAAAAAAAAAGGCGCGGCUUGGAUCUGGGAGGGCUUGGGGCGAGGAAAGGGAGGAAAAAAGGCCUUGGGAAGGGUAUGGGAAGCGGGAGUUGGUACACCGGCCCGGGGGGGGGGGGGGUAGGUAGAUAGGUAGAUAGGUAGAUAGGUAGAUAGUUAGAUAGUUAGAUAGGUAGAUAGUUAGAUAGGUAGAUAGGUAGAGGGGUAGGUAGAGGGGGUAGAUAGAUAGGUAGAUAGGUAGAGGGGGGGAAGGAUGGGAGGGGGGGCAUGGAAGGGAAGGGAAGGGAAGGGAAGGGAGGGGAGGGGGGGAAAGGGGGGAAAGGAGGAAGGGGGGUCUAGCCUGCGAGCAAGGUCUCUUGCUGCCGGGAUUGGGGAGGGUUGGGUGGGGUGGGGCAGUGAGAGACCUUGCUCGCAGGCUAGACCCGGGGAGGGUUUUGCUGCUCAGAGCAAUCUUUUUUUCGUCUUGCGUUUUUGAGGUUCUUGACAAAAAUAAGUAUACUUAGAGAGGGUCGUGUUCACGUAAGAAAAGAACGGAAAAUGACGUGGGUGAAGAACGAGCAAAAUUGAUGAUUACACUUGUCAUUACUUGGGAUCAACUUUCCAACACUUUGAGUAUUCUCUUUUCUUUUUAAAAUGCAGUGGAUAAACAGACCAUGAAGUUUCAAACUGCACUUCGUCUGAAGUUGGAGAAUUUUAUUCAUUGGUUAUGGACCUUGGGACAUUUAGCAGACCGAUUAUAAGACUGGAUUGAAAAUAGCUUGAGCUAACCUUGCCUCCGAAAGAUACACGAUCUGAUGGAAUUUCUAAACGUCAAUGAACAAUUUUGUUUUUUUCAUCUUGUCAAGACUCUUGGGUCAAGUUCGAAACUGAUGGAGAUCUCCUGGAAACGUCGCCUUAGUAGUCCUGGGACUGUUUUGAUGUCUCAAGUUAGAGGAUUGUAAGUAAUAUGUUUCAUUGUCGUAUGUUUCAUUUACAGUGCUGCUUGCAGAUAUCCUAUUGCAGUUAGGCUACCGGAUCGACUAGGCUAGUUGCCCAGUUAGAGAAGAAGGCUUUUCUUGUUUUCGAAGGGUCACAUUCCUGGCUUCAAAUCUAUUAAAACCUUGGCGUUUUCCAUUAACAAGAUCAAAAUCUAUUUGUUGCAGAAAACUCUUGUGAGUUUAACAUGCACAUUCUCCAUACUCAUUUCUUUACCGUUCAUUUGGUAAUAAGGAGGAGAAUUUGAUUAGAAAUCACAAUGUUUUUUCCCGCUGCUGAGCAGUUUUCCUCUAUUUUCAGCCUUUUAUGAUUGAUACUGAUCACUAACAAAUAGGAUAUAUAGGGGGAAAGUAAAUCGUCACGGAUCACUAUUAGGCGUAAAGGUACCUAAUCGAAAGAGCAAACUGUUUCUUGUGAUCACAACUGAAAACAAACGCAGCGACAGACAUUUCAAAUAUUUCAUUAUUGUACAAAACUUCCAGCAAAAAGGUAGAGGCGUUAGUGUUUUUUUUUAAUGCACGUAAAGAUCUUUCCCAAAGCCGAGAAGGCUACAAUUUCCAUUACGUUUGGCGAACUUUGGUUUGUUUUGGUUCUUGGACCUCUGGACCUCUGGACCUCUGGGCCAAAGGUUCAUGACAUCAUUAUUUUCAAGAGCCAAUGAGGGGCGAGAAUUUGAUUUGCACAUGAAUAACAUACUAAAAAACCAUUGAAUUUUUAACCGAGCCGGGAUAGCGCAAUUGGCAUAGAACUGAAUAGGUAACUAAUUGGCAAACAAAGAGGUGACAAAGAGGUGACGGGUUCGAGUCCCGCCUGAUUAGCAUAAAAAAAGAAAAAAAAGAAAAAAGGCGCGGCUUGGAUCUGGGAGGGCUUGGGGCGAGGAAAGGGAGGAAAAAAGGCCUUGGGAAGGGUAUGGGAAGCGGGAGUUGGUACACCGGCCCGGGGGCGGGCCGGGGGGGUAGGUAGAUAGGUAGAUAGGUAGAUAGGUAGAUAGUUAGAUAGUUAGAUAGGUAGAUAGUUAGAUAGGUAGAUAGGUAGAGGGGUAGGUAGAGGGGGGUAGAUAGAUAGGUAGAUAGGUAGAGGGGGGAAGGAUGGGAGGGGGGGAAGGAAGGGAAGGGAAGGGAAGGGAGGGGAAAGGGGGGGGGAAAGGGGGGGAAGGGGGGGGUCUAGCCUGCGAGCAAGGUCUCUUGCUGCCGGGAUUGGGGGAGGUUGGGUGGGGUGGGGCAGUGAGAGACCUUGCUCGCAGGCUAGACCCGGGGAGGGUUUUGCUGCUCAGAGCAAUCUUUUUCGUCUUGCGUUUUUGAGGUUCUUGACAAAAAUAAGUAUACUUAGAGAGGGUCGUGUUCACGUAAGAAAAGAACGGAAAAUGACGUGGGUGAAGAACGAGCAAAAUUGAUGAUUACACUUGUCAUUACUUGGGAUCAACUUUCCAACACUUUGAGUAUUCUCUUUUCUUUUAAAAUGCAGUGGAUAAACAGACCAUGAAGUUUCAAACUGCACUUCGUCUGAAGUUGGAGAAUUUUAUUCAUUGGUUAUGGACCUUGGGACAUUUAGCAGACCGAUUAUAAGACUGGAUUGAAAAUAGCUUGAGCUAACCUUGCCUCCGAAAGAUACACGAUCUGAUGGAAUUUCUAAACGUCAAUGAACAAUUUUUGUUUUUUUCAUCUUGUCAAGACUCUUGGGUCAAGUUCGAAACUGAUGGAGAUCUCCUGGAAACGUCGCCUUAGUAGUCCUGGGACUGUUUUGAUGUCUCAAGUUAGAGGAUUGUAAGUAAUAUGUUUCAUUGUCGUAUGUUUCAUUUACAGUGCUGCUUGCAGAUAUCCUAUUGCAGUUAGGCUACCGGAUCGACUAGGCUAGUUGCCCAGUUAGAGAAGAAGGCUUUUCUUGUUUUCGAAGGGUCACAUUCCUGGCUUCAAAUCUAUUAAAACCUUGGCGUUUUCCAUUAACAAGAUCAAAAUCUAUUUGUUGCAGAAAACUCUUGUGAGUUUAACAUGCACAUUCUCCAUACUCAUUUUCUUUACCGUUCAUUUGGUAAUAAGGAGGAGAAUUUGAUUAGAAAUCACAAUGUUUUUUCCCGCUGCUGAGCAGUUUUCCUCUAUUUUCAGCCUUUUAUGAUUGAUACUGAUCACUAACAAAUAGGAUAUAUAGGGGGAAAGUAAAUCGUCACGGAUCACUAUUAGGCGUAAAGGUACCUAAUCGAAAGAGCAAACUGUUUCUUGUGAUCACAACUGAAAACAAACGCAGCGACAGACAUUUCAAAUAUUUCAUUAUUGUACAAAACUUCCAGCAAAAAGGUAGAGGCGUUAGUGUUUUUUUUUUUAAUGCACGUAAAGAUCUUUCCCAAAGCCGAGAAGGCUACAAUUUCCAUUACGUUUGGCGAACUUUGGUUUGUUUUGGUUCUGACCUCUGGACCUCUGGACCUCUGGGCCAAAGGUUCAUGACAUCAUUAUUUUCAAGAGCCAAUGAGGGGCGAGAAUUUGAUUUGCACAUGAAUAACAUACUAAAAACCAUUGAAUUUUUUAACCGAGCCGGGAUAGCGCAAUUGGCAUAGAACUGAAUAGGUAACUAAUUGGCAAACAAAGAGGUGACAAAGAGGUGACGGGUUCGAGUCCCGCCUGAUUAGCAUAAAAAAAAAAAAAAAGAAAAAGGCGCGGCUUGGAUCUGGGAGGGCUUGGGGCGAGGAAAGGGAGGAAAAAGGCCUUGGGAAGGGUAUGGGAAGCGGGAGUUACACCGGCCCGGGGGCGGGGGGGGGGGUAGGUAGAUAGGUAGAUAGGUAGAUAGGUAGAUAGUUAGAUAGUUAGAUAGGUAGAUAGUUAGAUAGGUAGAUAGGUAGAGGGGUAGGUAGAGGGGGGUAGAUAGAUAGGUAGAUAGGUAGAGGGGGGAAGGAUGGAGGGGCAGGGAAGGGAAGGAAGGAAGGGAAGGAGGGGAAAGGGGGGAAAGGGGGAAAGGGAGGAGGGGGUCUAGCCUGCGAGCAAGGUCUCUUGCUGCCGGGAUUGGGGAGGGGUUGGGUGGGGUGGGGCAGUGAGAGACCUUGCUCGCAGGCUAGACCCGGGAGGGUUUUGCUGCUCAGCACAAUCUUUUUUUUUUCGUCUUGCGUUUUUGAGGUUCUUGACAAAAAUAAGUAUACUUAGAGAGGGUCGUGUUCACGUAAGAAAAGAACGGAAAAUGACGUGGGUGAAGAACGAGCAAAAUUGAUGAUUACACUUGUCAUUACUUGGGAUCAACUUUCCAACACUUUGAGUAUUCUCUUUUCUUUUUAAAAUGCAGUGGAUAAACAGACCAUGAAGUUUCAAACUGCACUUCGUCUGAAGUUGGAGAAUUUUAUUCAUUGGUUAUGGACCUUGGGACAUUUAGCAGACCGAUUAUAAGACUGGAUUGAAAAUAGCUUGAGCUAACCUUGCCUCCGAAAGAUACACGAUCUGAUGGAAUUUCUAAACGUCAAUGAACAAUUUUUGUUUUUUCAUCUUGUCAAGACUCUUGGGUCAAGUUCGAAACUGAUGGAGAUCUCCUGGAAACGUCGCCUUAGUAGUCCUGGGACUGUUUUGAUGUCUCAAGUUAGAGGAUUGUAAGUAAUAUGUUUCAUUGUCGUAUGUUUCAUUUACAGUGCUGCUUGCAGAUAUCCUAUUGCAGUUAGGCUACCGGAUCGACUAGGCUAGUUGCCCAGUUAGAGAAGAAGGCUUUUCUUGUUUUCGAAGGGUCACAUUCCUGGCUUCAAAUCUAUUAAAACCUUGGCGUUUUCCAUUAACAAGAUCAAAAUCUAUUUGUUGCAGAAAACUCUUGUGAGUUUAACAUGCACAUUCUCCAUACUCAUUUCUUUACCGUUCAUUUGGUAAUAAGGAGGAGAAUUUGAUUAGAAAUCACAAUGUUUUUCCCCGCUGCUGAGCAGUUUUCCUCUAUUUUCAGCCUUUUAUGAUUGAUACUGAUCACUAACAAAUAGGAUAUAUAGGGGAAAGUAAAUCGUCACGGAUCACUAUUAGGCGUAAAGGUACCUAAUCGAAAGAGCAAACUGUUUCUUGUGAUCACAACUGAAAACAAACGCAGCGACAGACAUUUCAAAUAUUUCAUUAUUGUACAAAACUUCCAGCAAAAAGGUAGAGGCGUUAGUGUUUUUUUAAUGCACGUAAAGAUCUUUCCCAAAGCCGAGAAGGCUACAAUUUCCAUUACGUUUGGCGAACUUUGGUUUGUUUUGGUUCUUGACCUCUGGACCUCUGGACCUCUGGGCCAAAGGUUCAUGACAUCAUUAUUUUCAAGAGCCAAUGAGGGGCGAGAAUUUGAUUUGCACAUGAAUAACAUACUAAAAAAACCAUUGAAUUUUUAACCGAGCCGGGAUAGCGCAAUUGGCAUAGAACUGAAUAGGUAAGUAAUUGGCAAACAAAGAGGUGACAAAGAGGUGACGGGUUCGAGUCCCGCCUGAUUAGCAUAAAAAAAAAAAAAAAAAGAAAAAAGGCGCGGCUUGGAUCUGGGAGGGCUUGGGGCGAGGAAAGGGAGGAAAAAGGCCUUGGGAAGGGUAUGGGAAGUGGAGCAGGUACACCGGCCCAGGGGGGGGGUAGGGGGGUAGGUAGAUAGGUAGAUAGGUAGAUAGGUAGAUAGUUAGAUAGUUAGAUAGGUAGAUAGUUAGAUAGGUAGAUAGGUAGAGGGGUAGGUAGAGGGGGUAGAUAGAUAGGUAGAUAGGUAGAGGGGGGAAGGAUGGGAGGGGCAGGGAAGGGAAGGAAGGGAAGGGAAGGGAGGGGGAAAGGGGGGAAAGGGGGGAAAGGAGGGGGUCUAGCCUGCGAGCAAGGUCUCUUGCUGCCGGGAUUGGGGGAGGGUUGGGUGGGGUGGGGCAGUGAGAGACCUUGCUCGCAGGCUAGACCUGGGGAGGGUUUUGCUGCUCAGCACAAUCUUUUUUCGUCUUGCGUUUUUGAGGUUCUUGACAAAAAAUAAGUAUACUUAGAGAGGGUCGUGUUCACGUAAGAAAAGAACGGAAAAUGACGUGGGUGAAGAACGAGCAAAAUUGAUGAUUACACUUGUCAUUACUUGGGAUCAACUUUCCAACACUUUGAGUAUUCUCUUUUCUUUUUAAAAUGCAGUGGAUAAACAGACCAUGAAGUUUCAAACUGCACUUCGUCUGAAGUUGGAGAAUUUUAUUCAUUGGUUAUGGACCUUGGGACAUUUAGCAGACCGAUUAUAAGACUGGAUUGAAAAUAGCUUGAGCUAACCUUGCCUCCGAAAGAUACACGAUCUGAUGGAAUUUCUAAACGUCAAUGAACAAUUUUUGUUUUUUCAUCUUGUCAAGACUCUUGGGUCAAGUUCGAAACUGAUGGAGAUCUCCUGGAAACGUCGCCUUAGUAGUCCUGGGACUGUUUUGAUGUCUCAAGUUAGAGGAUUGUAAGUAAUAUGUUUCAUUGUCGUAUGUUUCAUUUACAGUGCUGCUUGCAGAUAUCCUAUUGCAGUUAGGCUACCGGAUCGACUAGGCUAGUUGCCCAGUUAGAGAAGAAGGCUUUUCUUGUUUUCGAAGGGUCACAUUCCUGGCUUCAAAUCUAUUAAAACCUUGGCGUUUUCCAUUAACAAGAUCAAAAUCUAUUUGUUGCAGAAAACUCUUGUGAGUUUAACAUGCACAUUCUCCAUACUCAUUUCUUUACCGUUCAUUUGGUAAUAAGGAGGAGAAUUUGAUUAGAAAUCACAAUGUUUUUUCCGCUGCUGAGCAGUUUUCCUCUAUUUUCAGCCUUUUAUGAUUGAUACUGAUCACUAACAAAUAGGAUAUAUAGGGGGAAAGUAAAUCGUCACGGAUCACUAUUAUUAGGCGUAAAGGUACCUAAUCGAAAGAGCAAACUGUUUCUUGUGAUCACAACUGAAAACAAACGCAGCGACAGACAUUUCAAAUAUUUCAUUAUUGUACAAAACUUCCAGCAAAAAGGUAGAGGCGUUAGUGUUUUUUUUUAAUGCACGUAAAGAUCUUUCCCAAAGCCGAGAAGGCUACAAUUUCCAUUACGUUUGGCGAACUUUGGUUUGUUUUGGUUCUUGACCUCUGGACCUCUGGACCUCUGGGCCAAAGGUUCAUGACAUCAUUAUUUUCAAGAGCCAAUGAGGGGCGAGAAUUUGAUUUGCACAUGAAUAACAUACUAAAAAACCAUUGAAUUUUUAACCGAGCGGGAUAGCGCAAUUGGCAUAGAACUGAAUAGGUAACUAAUUGGCAAACAAAGAGGUGACAAAGAGGUGACGGGUUCGAGUCCCGCCUGAUUAGCAUAAAAAAAAAAAAAAAAAAAAAAAGGCGCGGCUUGGAUCUGGGAGGGCUUGGGGCGAGGAAAGGGAGGAAAAAGGCCUUGGGAAGGGUAUGGGAAGUGGAGUUGGUACUACCGGCCGGGGGGCGGGGCAGGGGGGUAGGUAGAUAGGUAGAUAGGUAGAUAGGUAGAUAGGUAGAUAGGUAGAUAGGUAGAUAGGUAGAUAGGUAGAUAGGUAGAUAGGUAGAUAGGUAGAUAGGUAGAUAGGUAGAUAGGUAGAUAGGUAGAUAGGUAGAUAGGUAGAGGGGGGGGAUGGGAGGGGCAGGAAGGGAAGGGAAGGGAGGGGGAAAGGGGGAGGGGGGGAGGGAGGGAAGGGGGUCUAGCCUGCGAGCAAGGUUUCUUGCUGCCGGGAUUGGGGGAGGGUUGGGUGGGGUGGGGCAGUGAGAGACCUUGCUCGCAGGCUAGACCCGGGGAGGGUUUUGCUGCUCAGCACAAUCUUUUUUCGUCUUGCGUUUUUGAGGUUCUUGACAAAAAUAAGUAUACUUAGAGAGGGUCGUGUUCACGUAAGAAAAGAACGGAAAAUGACGUGGGUGAAGAACGAGCAAAAUUGAUGAUUACACUUGUCAUUACUUGGGAUCAACUUUCCAACACUUUGAGUAUUCUCUUUUCUUUUUAAAAUGCAGUGGAUAAACAGACCAUGAAGUUUCAAACUGCACUUCGUCUGAAGUUGGAGAAUUUUAUUCAUUGGUUAUGGACCUUGGGACAUUUAGCAGACCGAUUAUAAGACUGGAUUGAAAAUAGCUUGAGCUAACCUUGCCUCCGAAAGAUACACGAUCUGAUGGAAUUUCUAAACGUCAAUGAACAAUUUUUGUUUUGUUCAUCUUGUCAAGACUCUUGGGUCAAGUUCGAAACUGAUGGAGAUCUCCUGGAAACGUCGCCUUAGUAGUCCUGGGACUGUUUUGAUGUCUCAAGUUAGAGGAUUGUAAGUAAUAUGUUUCAUUGUCGUAUGUUUCAUUUACAGUGCUGCUUGCAGAUAUCCUAUUGCAGUUAGGCUACCGGAUCGACUAGGCUAGUUGCCCAGUUAGAGAAGAAGGCUUUUCUUGUUUUCGAAGGGUCACAUUCCUGGCUUCAAAUCUAUUAAAACCUUGGCGUUUUCCAUUAACAAGAUCAAAAUCUAUUUGUUGCAGAAAACUCUUGUGAGUUUAACAUGCACAUUCUCCAUACUCAUUUCUUUACCGUUCAUUUGGUAAUAAGGAGGAGAAUUUGAUUAGAAAUCACAAUGUUUUUUCCCGCUGCUGAGCAGUUUUCCUCUAUUUUCAGCCUUUUAUGAUUGAUACUGAUCACUAACAAAUAGGAUAUAUAGGGGGAAAGUAAAUCGUCACGGAUCACUAUUAGGCGUAAAGGUACCUAAUCGAAAGAGCAAACUGUUUCUUGUGAUCACAACUGAAAACAAACGCAGCGACAGACAUUUCAAAUAUUUCAUUAUUGUACAAAACUUCCAGCAAAAAGGUAGAGGCGUUAGUGUUUUUUUAAUGCACGUAAAGAUCUUUCCCAAAGCCGAGAAGGCUACAGUUUCCAUUACGUUUGGCGAACUUUGGUUUGUUUUGGUUCUUGGACCUCUGGACCUCUGGACCUCUGGGCCAAAGGUUCAUGACAUCAUUAUUUUCAAGAGCCAAUGAGGGGCGAGAAUUUGAUUUGCAUAUGAAUAACAUACUAAAAAACCAUUGAAUUUUUAACCGAGCCGGGAUGGCGCAAUUGGCAUAGAACUGAAUAGGUAACUAAUUGGGAAACAAAGAGGUGACAAAGAGGUGACGGGUUCGAGUCCCGCCUGAUUAGCAUAAAAAAAGAAAAAAAAGAAAAAAGGCGCGGCUUGGAUCUGGGAGGGCUUGGGGCGAGGAAAGGGAGGAAAAAAGGCCUUGGGAAGGGUAUGGGAAAGCGGGAGUUGGUACACCGGCCCGGGGGCGGGCCGGGGGGGUAGGUAGAUAGGUAGAUAGGUAGAUAGGUAGAUAGGUAGAUAGUUAGAUAGUUAGAUAGUUAGAUAGUUAGAUAGGUAGAUAGUUAGAUAGGUAGAUAGUUAGAUAGGUAGAUAGGUAGAGGGGUAGGUAGAGGGGGGUAGAUAGAUAGGUAGGUAGGUAGAGGGGGGAAGGAUGGGAGGGGCAGGAAGGAAGGGAAGGGAAGGGAGGGGGGAAGGGGGGGGGGGGGGAAGGGGGGUCUAG
Molecule: messenger RNA, 18193 nt
Organism: Porites lobata
Lineage: Eukaryota; Metazoa; Cnidaria; Anthozoa; Scleractinia; Poritidae
Source: the annotation of a GenBank genome assembly